This is a messenger RNA of Ostreococcus tauri, 999 nucleotides long. RefSeq names its product Mog1/PsbP, alpha/beta/alpha sandwich. NCBI's taxonomy places the organism in Eukaryota, Viridiplantae, Chlorophyta, Mamiellophyceae, Mamiellales, Bathycoccaceae. Bases 1 to 999 code for a protein of 332 amino acids. The transcript has a single exon. The record is from RefSeq and is a predicted model, not a curated record.
AUGCUCGCGAAAGCACCACACGCGCAUCCAGUACACAAAACCCGCGCAGUGGAUCGCCGAAGCGCACUUCAGAGCGCGUCGCGGCGUCGCGAUGCGAUUUUAUCCAAAGUGACGACGAAAAGUUUGGAGUCAUCCUCUUCGGACGCCGUUCACGCGCGGUACGACUCGAUCGACGCUCGGGAACCGCGAGCGAGUCGACGCUUCAUGACAUCUACGUUCGUAGCGGCGAUCGCGAGCGCGUCGAUCGGUGUGAGCGGAAAAGCGGACGCGGAUGAAUUGCUGAUCGAGGCGGCUGAGGAAAAGAUCGAGCCGGCGUCGGCGAGCCCAGAGGUGGCGAGCGAGCGACCGGUCGAGGAGAAGCGGAAGCUGGCGAAGAAGGCGGUGAAGAGCGAGAGCUUGGCGUACGAGUUCGAGUACGCGACGGAGGCGGAAAGCGGGAAGCCGAUCGGGUGGGCGACGAGCCGGGAGCGGGACACGUACUCGAGCGCCGAGCCGAUGUCGCCAAACGCGAGGCAGAGAAUCGUGUACGAGUUGCUGAGUUUCAAGGGGCCGUUGACGACGGUGGUAUCGUUGAGCCCGACGCCGCCGGCUCUGGAGUCGAGACCGACGAAGGAUUGGACUGCAAAGCAGGUGGCGAACGCAGUUUUGGCCGAUAAAGCCACUGGCCGCGUGGCAAGCGGGCAGCGCGUGAGCUUGGCUGAGGUGGACAACGCGGUAACCGAGACGAUUGAUGGCAACAAGUACUACUACUACGAGUACAUCUCCCAAGGGUCGCCGAACUUGCGCGAACCGGAGGCGACGACGUUCCGUCACAGCUUUGGCGUCACCGUUGAGCGCGACGGAUACUUGUACACGCUCAGCACGAGCGCCCCGGAAAUUUACUGGGACGAGCUCAGUCGAGGAUUCGACGAGUCCAUCAAGAGCUUCAGGCUGACGACGCCGAACAAGAAGAAGUACAAGCAGCCGGGCAACGAGCCGCUGGUCUCCUUGCCCUUCUAA